AUGGAUGCGGUCAAUGCCAGCUUAAUCGAUGAUAAUCUGACGCUCUUGGAGCCGGGUCCCGCCUCCUUCAUGGUGGUGGACCCGCCCCCAGGCGGCGAGGCGGAACCGAUCCUGGGUCUGUCCCAGGAUCUAGACUUAUUGAACGAGGGUGUGGAUCCGCCUCAAUCGGACUCGAUCUUUCCCAUUGCGCAUGGCCAAUUGGAUUUGAAACCCGAGCAGUAUUCGUCGUUGAUUGAUUUAACGGCGGAUACCAUGUUGAAAGAAGGCUUUGAGCCCAAGGUCAUGGAUAGCUUAGGAUGGGCGGGGGAGGUGGCCAAAGAGAACCGCCCUCAAUCGGUCAGGUUAGACGAAGGGGAAUGUGGGGUGUGUCAGGCCGGGUUUGCUUCGAGUGAAGCCAAGAAAACGCAUCUGUUAGCGUCGCAUCCUUGCGUCAGAGUGUUCCCCUGUGGCCUUUGUCAGGAGCCUUUGUUCUCGUCGGCUCAUUUGAAGGCUCAUAUGCGGAUGCACACCAAAGAGAAGCCUUUGGGGCAGCAACGUCCCCAAGACUUCAAGUGCGAGCACUGUGCCCAAUAUGGCUUGAAUACCAAUGAGAAGCUCUUGUCCCACGUGGAACAAUGUCACGCGUUCCAAUGUCCGUCGUGUCCACUGCAUUUCCCCACGGCCAUGGUGCUCACCCGACAUUACCGACAAAUGCACUUUCAACGCCAUAAAGCGGUUCUCAAGGACAGUCAGGUCUACAUUCCGGCCACGAAAGUCAGUAUUCAACUUCCGGGCAAGUGCAUUUUUUGCCCGGCCAGUGAGAUCUUUGUCACGGCCAAGGCGUUUGACCAACACGUGUUGGAGAAUCAUCCUUAUAAGUGUCCGUUGUGUCCGAAAAUGGUCAAACACUCCACGAGCAUCCGCAAGCAUUUCAAGACCCACCAUAUCAAGCAUCGAGCCGUGUUUUGUCGUCAUUGUGUGAGUGUCUUCACCAAUGAGAAGGACUGUGAGAUCCACAAUCAGUUGUGUCAGGGCUUAGAUCCGAAGCGAUUGAACGCCUUCAAAAUCCCAUCAUUGGAGGAGUUGCAACGGAUUGAGAUCUCUACGCCGGACCCUGACGAUUUUGUGGCGGAAGUGAUUACGGAGAUACCCGCUGUGUUUGAAGAAGGCCCCUGUGACGGCGACUAUGGCGAUAUUGAGGACAUGCCAGUCGAUGAGUACCUCGAUCCCUCAGCGAGGUUUGAGCCGCCUGAUGCUCCCAAAGCUGAUGAUCAGGCAGAGGCCAAUGAGGAGAGUGAGAGUCAGCCGGAGGAAGAGGAAGAAGAAGAAGGCUCACAUCCUUGCAAAAAUUGCGAUGAGGAGUUCGAUUCUGAGCCCGAGUUGUUGGAGCAUAUCGUGGACAAUCACCCCUUCACUUGCCCUGCUUGUCAUCGGCCGUACAAGGCGUACGAUUCGCUGAGGAAACAUUGCCGGGUCAUGCACGAAAACUUGUAUAUAGCGGUAUGUAAGAUAUGUGUCCUGGUGUUCACGGAUGCCGAGUCCAAGCAAUCUCAUCAAAGGCGGGUCCACAAGCAGUCGAGUGCGAUUGAGACGCCCAAACGUCAAACCAACGGACAGUCUCGUGCCAUUCUUGGUCGAUCCAGUAGUACGGAUUCCUCCGAGCCGUGCUUCACGUGUCCGUAUUGUGAUAAGACCUACUUUGUGGCCGACAGUUUGCGGAAGCAUAGCAAAGUCGUCCAUGGCAAGGUUUGUGUCUCAUGUGUGUAUUGUGGUCUCUCCUUCACAUCCAUCGAGGAACGCAAGGUGCAUUUGGCCACCCCCGAGCAUCUCGAAGUUGCUCGAAGUUUUGGGGCUGAACAAUCCAUCGUCAAACCGCCGACCGUUCCGUUGGAAUCUCGUCGAGCAGCAGUUGUCAAAGCACCUGUGCAUCCACCUACCCCCCCAUCAAUACCACAACCCGCCACCUUGUCUCAGUCGCCAAGUCCGACGAAAGUCUCUUCACCCGUUAAGAGACCCGCCAGCGUAGUGAGAAGGUCCACGAACAAGGUACCCCAGUUAUACGAAUGUUUCUGGUGUGACAAGAAAUACGACCUCGGCGACAGUUUGAGGCGACACGCCAAGAAGAUCCACGACCAGUUUGUGUCCGUGUGCAAAUUCUGUCCUAUCUCAUACACCGACGUGGAGGUCCGAGAUGCGCACAUGCUCGAAUCACACCACUACAAGGUGGGCGGCAUUCAACCUCCCACUCCAAGUGUGCCCAUUCAAACAUCGCCCCCACCGCAUCUCGAGAUCAAAUUGGGACCUGAAGCGAACCAAUGCAGCAACUGGAAUUGCAACCUGACCUUCCCGUUCCGAUUCGAUCUCGAGGCUCAUAUCAAAGAGUUCCACCCGAUCCCUUGUCCACUCUGCCCGGAUCGACGCUACCGACAACGAAGGACCCUGCUCAAGCACUGUCGAGACGUCCACAAAGAUUUGCGAGUUUACUUUUGUGAUCAUUGUGACGAGACCUUUUGCAGUGAGAAACAGAGUCUGGUUCAUGCGGACAAUUGUAAGGGGAAUGCAACACUCCCGGAUCCAAUUGAAUCCCGCUCGACUUCCCCGGAUUUUCACGGCUUUGACGGGGUUCCUACGAAGAAACUGAAAUCUCAAAUCAAUGCCACGGAAACAUUCCGAACGGCUUUAAAACAGAUUGAUAAUCCUCUGAACCUCAAUUGGGAAAUCCUGGAGAGGGUCAUUGAGUUCCAGGACUGA
Tigriopus californicus is the source of this 2730-nucleotide messenger RNA. Its product is annotated as zinc finger protein Xfin-like. Gene Ontology annotation, cellular component: nucleus. Lineage: Eukaryota; Metazoa; Arthropoda; Copepoda; Harpacticoida; Harpacticidae. The coding region runs from base 1 to 2730 and encodes 909 amino acids. The record is from RefSeq and is a predicted model, not a curated record. The transcript has a single exon. Gene Ontology annotation, molecular function: DNA-binding transcription factor activity, RNA polymerase II-specific; RNA polymerase II transcription regulatory region sequence-specific DNA binding. Gene Ontology annotation, biological process: regulation of transcription by RNA polymerase II.